Molecule: messenger RNA, 517 nt
Organism: Scutellospora calospora
Lineage: Eukaryota; Fungi; Glomeromycota; Glomeromycetes; Diversisporales; Gigasporaceae
Source: the annotation of a GenBank genome assembly
UUCACAAAUUGGAGAUGAUCGUCCAAUUUCACAAUGUACUUUUUCACCUGAUAAUAGUCUAAUCGCUACUGGUUCUUGGUCUGGUUUGUGUCGGAUAUGGAGUGUACCAAGUUGUGAAACCGUCAUAACAUAUAAAGGACACGCUGAUCGUGUUGGUGGUGUUGCAUGGCAUCCACAGGCUACCUUUUCUAUAGACAAGAGUUUAGUAAAUUUAGCUUCGGGUGCAGCUGAUGGUUUAAUUAAUUUAUGGUCUUUGGAAAGUGAUUCGCCGUUGGGUACAUUGCAAGGACAUACAUCAAGAGUAGCAAAGAUUGAUUUUCAUCCAUCAGGAAGAUUUAUUGCAUCAGCAAGUUAUGAUUAUUCUUGGCGCCUUUGGGAUGUUGAAACAACUGGUGAAUUAUUACUUCAGGAAGGUCAUUUUAAAGAAGUUUAUGCAAUUAGAUUCCAGAAUGAUGAUGCUAUUGGACGUGUCUGGGAUCUAAGAACAGGUCGAUCUGCUAUGGUCUUAGAAGGACAU